AGGACACUAGUUGAGCCGCAUCGACAUGCCGGUACCUAAAAACCCAUGUUCAGAAUGCAAAAGCAAACAUCUCAAAUGCGCCGGCGAUGAGGCUGUAUGUACACGAUGUCUCAAGAAAGGGCUAGAGUGUGUCCGAUUGGGACGGAACCGGCAGUUCAGAGAUGGCUCUUCGGCAAAAUACGACGCCAAGUUCUCAGGGUCGCAGAACUGGGUGAACAGUAGUGCCAAAGAGUUUCGUCUUCAAACAAGUUCGCGACGCGCAACACAGCGAAUCGCUCUAGCAGAGGAGGGUUCGUCAUCAGCGACAAACGCUGCAAGCCGCCCAACUAUGAAUAGUGACGAAACAUCUGGCGGGGCCCUUGGCUUUGCACUGGAGGAUUCAACAUAUUUCGACUCGACAGUUCCAACAAGUCUAUCCCCUUCCCGUGGCGGACAUCCGCAAGCUGCAGGCCUGCCAACAUUCGAAACUCAACCUUCGCAACAUCCACUAGCACUAUCUCAGCGUGGGCCUUCUUGGGGUGGCUUACUCCAUGCCCUUGAACCACCGCAUCAACGAGACUUGCCAUUGGAGGGUGUUCAAGAAGCGUGUCUCUUACGAUACUUUAUCGAGGAGUUAUCACAUUGGUUCGAUCUAGUUGACCCUCAACGGCGGUACCAGCUCAUCGUUCCCGAGAGAGCCCGGCGGUAUCCCCCUUUGCUCAAUGCCAUCUUGGCAAUGUCGGCACGGCAUUUAUGCCGCGUGGAAAAGUAUAAAACAUCCCGAGGAAUCGUAUAUCGCGGCCAACCUUUACCGAAUCUCAGUUCACAUUCUGCAGUUGAGUACAUGCUUAAGUGCAUCCCCGUCCUGAAAGACUUUCAUACCACACAGGAUGGGGAAACUCGAGAGUUAAUCGUCACAACAGCCGUGAUUCUGCGGCAUUUCGAAGAGCUGGAUGAUGAAGACGAAGAUCCCGCUCUCGAUACUCGCCCUGACGAAGGUGUAAAUUUCCUCGCUAUCUUGAACGCUGUUUUACGAAGUCUCACCUCGGAUGAUCUUAUUAACCGUCGAGAACUCCUUAUUGCUUCUUACUGGGUUGCUUUACGUCAAGAAGUCUACUAUGCACUUCGGAAAGGGUAUCCAGCUCAGAUGGUAGAGCCACCUGCUAAGUGGUCAGAUAUAUCGCCAGCGAACAGAAUUGUCUUUCAUACGAGCCAAGUCACAAAAUGGCUGUUUGACGAUAAGUCUGAGAGUGGAUGGCACAAGCUGAAAGAACAGGAGGAAUAUCUCGAUCAAUAUGUGACCGGCCGCUUUGAGCCCAUUCUAUAUCGGCCACCAGAUCGUGUCUUAGGAGAAGUCUUUCCUACCAUGUGGUAUGCUUCACCAAUCGCCCUCACGGGUAUGCAGCACAUGAUGAUAGCAAAGAUGAUCCUAACUGCAGAGUCACCUCUCCUCUCGCAAGCCGAGGAUGUCCGCGCCGCAUACCGCAAAGCUGAAGGCGAAGUGCGAAGCCUAGUCCUCCAAGUCUGUGGUACAGCCGUCCAACAUCCCGAUACCCAACCAGGUCUCGUGAACGCCAUCUUGGCUAUCCAGAUGUAUGGGAGUUACUUCACUGAUCCAUGGGAACAAGAGGCACUCAAGAAAACGGUUCAGAUGUUUAAGGAUUGUCAGGCUUGGCCGUUGCCUAAAGCUUUAAGAGAACGGUAUUAUAAAUCAUAGCGGGUUUUCUGGGAUCAGAUUGAGUCUCAUUGGUUCAAGAGAAGAAGUCAUGUUGUAUUCGCUGAUACUCUCCUGCAUGCCGUGUUGUGUUGAUACACACUUUCGGAGUUUCGGAGGGAAGGGCUUCGGCCAACCAUCUUACACCGUUUAUUGGUCGCCUCUGACACGCUGCGUCCUCAUUGCAACUCUUUCCAAUAGUGAAAGGAUGCAUCCAGCUUAUAUGCAGUCAACUC
This is a messenger RNA of Fusarium oxysporum Fo47, 1929 nucleotides long. RefSeq names its product Zn(II)2Cys6 transcription factor domain-containing protein. Lineage: Eukaryota; Fungi; Ascomycota; Sordariomycetes; Hypocreales; Nectriaceae. The transcript is spliced from 7 exons. The coding region runs from base 26 to 1696 and encodes 556 amino acids. Gene Ontology annotation, biological process: positive regulation of transcription by RNA polymerase II. Gene Ontology annotation, cellular component: nucleus. Gene Ontology annotation, molecular function: transcription cis-regulatory region binding; zinc ion binding; DNA-binding transcription factor activity, RNA polymerase II-specific. The record is from RefSeq and is a predicted model, not a curated record.